GGGCGGCCCGGGCUCGGCGGCCCCGUCCGCGCUCCCCCUGCCCAGCCCCGGCCAUGAAUAUGUAACUCCCCUCUAUUUCCCGAGCUCCAUUGCGGAGCCGCCGCUCGCCAUAUUGCGCUGCGGGGGUUGCGGCGGCAGCGCCGGCCGGAGGGACCCGGGCGGGACCCGGCGGCACUCGCCAUGUCUCAGGCCGUGCAGACCAACGGGACGCAGCCCCUGAGCAAGACCUGGGAGCUGAGUCUGUAUGAACUGCAGAGAACACCUCAGGAAGCCAUCACGGAUGGGCUGGAGAUCGUGGUGUCCCCCCGGAGCCUGCACAGCGAGCUGAUGUGCCCCAUCUGCCUGGACAUGCUGAAGAACACCAUGACCACCAAGGAGUGUCUGCACCGGUUCUGCGCCGACUGCAUCAUCACGGCCCUGCGGAGCGGCAACAAAGAAUGUCCCACGUGUCGCAAAAAGCUCGUUUCCAAGAGAUCCCUGCGCCCGGACCCCAACUUCGAUGCUCUCAUCAGCAAGAUUUACCCGAGCAGAGAUGAAUAUGAGGCUCAUCAGGAGAGGGUGCUGGCAAGAAUCAGCAAACACAACAACCAGCAAGCCCUGAGUCACAGCAUCGAGGAGGGAUUAAAGAUCCAGGCCAUGAACAGGUUACAGAGGGGCAAGAAGCAGCAGAUCGAGAACGGCAGCGGAGCAGAGGAUAACGGAGACAGCUCCCACUGCAGCAACGCCUCCACACACAGCAACCAGGAGGCAGGGCCCAGCACCAAGAGGACCAAAACCUCGGAUGAUUCCGGGCUGGAACUGGACAAUAACAACACCACUGUGGCCAUAGACCCUGUGAUGGAUGGGGCCAGUGAGAUCGAGCUGGUCUUCAAGCCUCACCCCAAGCUGAUGGAGAACGACGACAGCGCGCAGACGAGGUACAUCAAGACCUCGGGCAAUGCCACAGUGGAUCAUUUAUCCAAGUACCUGGCUGUGAGGUUGGCUCUGGAGGAGCUUCGGAGCAAAGGAGAAUCCAACCAGAUGAACCUGGACACGGCCAGUGAGAAGCAAUACACCAUCUACAUCGCCACUGCCAACGAGCAGUACACUGUGUUAAAUGGGUCGUUUUCCCUGGAACUGGUCAGUGAGAAGUACUGGAAGGUGAACAAGCCCAUGGAACUGUACUAUGCGCCCACGAAGGAGCACAAAUAGGCCAUGCUGGGAAACUGGGCUGGGACUGACUCUUUUUAUAGCUACAACUUCUUUAAUAUGAAAAGAAGGCACCACCAGUAUCUUCCUGGACAAUACCUGUGCUGCCUUCGGGCACCCUCAGUAUACUCAGUAAUAUGAUUAGACAGUAUUCUGGGUCGUAUUUAAUUUAGUCUUUGGGUUGGGUUUUUUGGUUUUUCCCUAGGAGACUAAAUGACCUUCUCCAUCCAGUGCAUUCCAGUGUUUGACAUGCUUUUUUUGUUCCUAAUGCAUGAUGACUGAGCGAGUGUUCCAGUUUGGAAUGUCUUCAUUUUGUCCAGGUAAAUCUGGAUUUCUCCUACAUUUGACACAGUUACAGUAGCCUCUGUGAACUAUUGAGUGUUGGAUGGCCAAGGAAGUCUGUUCAAUAGUAGCAUAUGCCAAGGAAGGUGUUAAAUGUUAGAAUUUGGUACCAGUUCUCCAUCUGAAAGAUUGGUAGAAAACGGAUUUUGGAUGGCCUUGCAGCUAGAGGUGAUUCCCUAGGAAAGGUUUAUUAAGUCAUUUUCUUGUGAACAAAUGUGAGUUUGGCAUCUUGGGAGAGGCAUCACUGCCCAUGGCAGGGGGUGGAACGAGAUGGUCUUGAAGGUCCCUUCCAACCCAGACCAUUCUGGGAUUCUGUGAUUCUAAAUAGAGCUGCAGUGAGAAAACUUGGAACUCUUGCUGUUUACUGGGCUUAAUUUGAUCCUUCAGGGCAAGGGGAUUCAUGAGAUUGGUUUGGUUUUCAGUCAAAACAAGCCCAAACAACCCAAACCCAUAACUCUUCCCCAUGCAGGAUGUGCCAGUGUUGAUGAUUGCCUCCUGGCCUCUCUUACAAUGCCCUGUCCUCACAGCUUAAGGGAAGUAAAUGUUGUGGAAGCGUCACAGCCCUGCUCUGUUCCCUGGAGUGGGAUCUCUAUUGUGAGCAUGUUAGAAUGGGCUCUAAAGAACUGUCUGGAAAACUUGUUUUUUAAAGCAAAUCCCCCGAAUUCCAGCACGUGGCCAUCAAAAUGCUUUGCUUUAGGGAAUUGUGCCACCCCAGCAGUGACCUUAUCCUGGUGUGUGAGUAGGAAAGACUUCAACCAUAAGCUGCUCCAAGAUUCUCCUUUUUUUUCCUUUGCCAUAGCUUUAACAAACAUGGCUUAGCACUUUGGAAGACAACUUUAGUACUUGACAACGUGUACCAUUGAGUGUCUUAACCUUAGGUUCGAGUGUUCCAGCUUGGCACUGGGCCCUCGUGUGAGGCCCGGGAGCUGCUGUUUGCAUGUCCCACCCCUCUGUCCUGGCUCUGGGCUUGGCUGUGGCUCUGGGGGAGCUGCUUCCCCUGCGUCCUGCCUGAAGGAUGUUCUGUCCCCACGAGGUUCCCUUUGCUGGAGGACUUGCUGAUGACCCUUCACCUCUCUGCACCUGGAGCUCGAGGCAGAGCUGGUGAUGGGUGAGAAGCAAGACUUCACACCACAGUGUUGCUCCUCCUGUGUGCUGCCCGCAGUUCCACUGGUUUUGGCAUGUGCUACACCAGUAUUCCAAUGCCUGGGGAUUCUCCUGGGAAGGAUUUACCCUUCCCUGGCUCCAGGCUUUCCUAGCACCUGUAAAUACGUGGUCCUUUCCAGCUGCUGUUCCAGGUCAGCUUUAUCCCGCUGAAAACUGCACAGGCUUCCUUGAGUAACUGAAUUGUUUUCUCUGACUGGAGAGACUUGGGGGUUUGUGACUUGAAGUUUUGAAGCCCCAGAGCACAGAGGGGGCAGUUCUUAAGGAAAUAUGUUCUUACUUUCUGGUGAAACGUUGCUGUAUAGACUAGUAGUGCAUGUCCACAGAAUAUAAGCGGGGGGUGGGGGAGCAGCCAUGGGAAAUGCUUUAAAUUCAUGGGGAAACUUCUAGAUUAGUUGUCAGCAUCCCUUCCGGUGUGAGAGCUGUAGGGAUGAACAGGCCCUGAAGCAAGAGGGGUGUUUGUGAAGCUGAGCAGUCUGUCUAGGAGCUGUCUGUCACUUUGUCCCCAGUUCUUUCAAAGAGCGUGGGAGAAUGUGAAGCUUUUAUUUUCAUGUUGUAGUGAAUUUCCUGAAUAUUUAUGUUCUUUAAAUAUUAUAUAUAUAAUGUAGUUGUUUGAUUAAACCAUUGAUUGCACUGUGACUCUUUAGUGCUAGAAACUAUUUUAUUUUCAACAUGACGUUACUCUUGCCCCUUUCAAAGCCAUGUUAUUUUUAAGUACAUAACAUGUUAGGUAUGGGUAAGCCUAACUUAACUAUCUCCUAUCCAACUAAAGUCCCACUGAAAUGCUCAAACUGACAAUAAAAGCAAAAAUGUUAUCAA
Molecule: messenger RNA, 3510 nt
Organism: Neopelma chrysocephalum (saffron-crested tyrant-manakin)
Lineage: Eukaryota; Metazoa; Chordata; Aves; Passeriformes; Pipridae
Gene: RNF2
Product: ring finger protein 2
Exons: 7
Coding region: 181-1191 (336 amino acids)
Cellular component (GO): ubiquitin ligase complex; PcG protein complex
Molecular function (GO): chromatin binding; ubiquitin protein ligase activity
Source: RefSeq, a predicted model, not a curated record